This is a messenger RNA of Euleptes europaea (tarantolino), 1460 nucleotides long. It is a transcript of the gene ZBTB42, whose product is annotated as zinc finger and BTB domain containing 42. NCBI's taxonomy places the organism in Eukaryota, Metazoa, Chordata, Lepidosauria, Squamata, Sphaerodactylidae. Gene Ontology annotation, molecular function: RNA polymerase II cis-regulatory region sequence-specific DNA binding; DNA-binding transcription factor activity, RNA polymerase II-specific; protein binding. Bases 9 to 1442 code for a protein of 477 amino acids. The record is from RefSeq and is a predicted model, not a curated record. Gene Ontology annotation, cellular component: nucleus. Gene Ontology annotation, biological process: regulation of transcription by RNA polymerase II. The transcript has a single exon.
AAGGAAGAAUGGAGUUCCCAGACCAUAGCCGGCAGUUACUGCAGUGUCUGAGUCAGCAGCGUCACCAGGGUUUCCUGUGUGACUGUACUGUUUUAGUUGGAGACGCUCAGUUCCGAGCUCACAGAGCCGUCCUCGCCUCCUGCAGCAUGUACUUCCAUCUUUUCUACAGGGACCAGCUAGACAAAAGGGACAUUGUGCAUUUGAACAGUGACAUUGUCACCGCCCCAGCCUUCGGCUUGCUGCUCGAAUUCAUGUACGAAGGCAAGCUGGAGUUCAACAGCCUGCCGGUGGAAGACGUACUGGCGGCCGCCAGCUACCUUCACAUGUACGACAUUGUGAAAGUCUGCAAGGGCAAGCUGAAAGAUAAGGAAUUGUGCGGGGAGGAGAAGACGAACGGCGGCGGGGCCCCUUUGGAGAAGGAUGAGCGGGGCUCGGCCAACGGCGUCCCCCUGGGGCACGAGCUGGACUCGGGGAGUAAACAGAAAUUCGCCACUGCGGAAUAUGAACGACCGGCCGCCGGGAAAGAAAAGGGCAGCGCUUAUUCUGCCUGGUCCUCUGAUCUUGUAAGUAUCAACUCUGUGUUGACCGAGGACGAAUCGGACACCGUGGCAGCUGAAAAAACAAAAGCGAAUGUGGGGACGUUGGGAGGACCUUUGUCCCAAAGGUCUCUUAGCCACCGCUUGGCUUCGAGUGAUGCCGAGUGUGCUUUAGAUUUGUCUUUCAAGCCUCUGGCUGGGAGAGAUUCCUUACACCCCUCCUACGUCUUUGGACAGCUGGCGCCCGAUAGCCAGCAGCAGGGUAGCGAGACUCUUGUGAAAGACGAACAAGAGUCUCUGUCGGACGAGGAGGACGGGGAAGCGGGGAGCCCAGAGAGCCAGCAUUUUGGGACUGCUGCCAAGAACCUGAUGACGGGGCUGGGAAACGUGUUUGCGGGGAAUGGGAAUUCUCACGUGCCGGAGGAGGACCUCGAUCACGAACGGGAGGCGAGCGAGGACGACAUGGACUCCUCCGACAUCUUAUCGCCGGGCGUCUUGGUCCCUCCCAGCCACAUCUGCGUGUGCCCCCUCUGCAGCAAAGUCUUCCCCAGUCCACACGUCCUGCAGCUCCACCUCAGUUCCCACUUCCGCGAUAAGGACGGCUCCCGGACCCGGCUGUCUCCCGACGGUUCCGUCCCCACGUGCACCCUCUGCGGCAAGACGUUCUCCUGCAUGUACACCUUGAAAAGACACGAAAGGACUCACUCGGGUGAGAAGCCGUACACCUGCGGCCAGUGUGGGAAGAGCUUCCAGUAUUCCCACAACCUCAGCCGGCAUGCGGUGGUGCACACGAGAGAGAAGCCGCAUGGCUGCAAAUGGUGCGAGAGACGGUUCACCCAGUCCGGCGACUUGUACAGACAUAUCCGUAAAUUUCAUUGUGGCCUUGUAAAGUCACUGGUGGUUUGAGGUAAAUCGUGUUGGGGG